Messenger RNA from Sphenostylis stenocarpa, 435 nucleotides. The record is from the annotation of a GenBank genome assembly. Lineage: Eukaryota; Viridiplantae; Streptophyta; Magnoliopsida; Fabales; Fabaceae.
AUGGAGAAGGGAGAGGAGCAUAUGCAAAGAACACACGCACCAAUGUCAGAGAUUGCCAUGGUGAAAGAAGAUGAUAACCAGCUGGAACUGCAGGCACGUUCAGAGACUUCGGAGUCAAUGUUUGACAUUUUGGCUAUCACUGCCAAGCAUAUUGCUUCAUCUGUAAUAGCAUCCGUGGCCAUAUAUUCAAAAGCCAUUGAAAAUCAGCCCUCAGAAAUCUCACACGAUUCUGGUUCCCGUUUUGUUAAGUUACAACCUGCAGAAGGAGAAAAGCUUCGUACUGAUGAUGUCACUUUAAUGUUUCUUGCUCAUUGUGAAGUCCUUGCACUUCACUUGGCCCAUUUAAAUGGGCCAGAUAGAUUCAGACUAGAUGAAGUGGAGUUACUCAUCAAAUCCAUGCAUAUAAACAUUGUUAGUCAUGGAAAUGGUCAUUAG